AUGGCUAAACACACCGGAGACAAGCCUCUCUUGUGUGGAGAGUGUGGGUACAGGACGACUGACAUGGCUUUCUUAACCAUACACAUGAGAAAACACACUGGCAAAGGCAACUUAGACCAACACGUGGUUAGACACAACGGAGAAAAACCCUACAUGUGUGGGGAGUGCGGGUUCAGGACGGCUUUCAAGUCUUCCUUAGCCACACACAUGAAAAGACAUACAGGUGUGAAACCUUAUAAAUGUGACCAGUGCGACUAUUCAGCUGCAGAGAAAUCCACGUUAGGCCAACACAUGACUAGACACACCGGCGAAAAGCCAUACAUGUGUGGGGAAUGCGGAUACAGGACGGUUACCAGGUAUUCCUUAACCGUGCACAUGAGAACACAUACUGAUAACAGACAUUUUCGUACAAAGGAGAGUGAUGUCACGACCUGUAGCCAAAAUGCCCUACCAAAGAGCACACAGUAG
This is a messenger RNA of Branchiostoma floridae (Florida lancelet), 468 nucleotides long. RefSeq names its product zinc finger protein 248-like. Gene Ontology annotation, biological process: regulation of transcription by RNA polymerase II. Gene Ontology annotation, molecular function: RNA polymerase II transcription regulatory region sequence-specific DNA binding; DNA-binding transcription factor activity, RNA polymerase II-specific. Lineage: Eukaryota; Metazoa; Chordata; Leptocardii; Amphioxiformes; Branchiostomatidae. Bases 1 to 468 code for a protein of 155 amino acids. Gene Ontology annotation, cellular component: nucleus. The transcript has 3 exons. The record is from RefSeq and is a predicted model, not a curated record.